AUGUCGGCAUUUGCUCAUAUCCAAUGCCCAAACCAAACCUGCGUUGCAGAGGGAUGUCCUUUCGCACAUCGUCUCAACCAACAGCCUCCCUUACCGUAUUAUAUGCCUCCAUUGCCCCCGAUUUACAAUCAGUAUCAGCCAAUAACGAGACCAACGACAUUAUCUAGUGAUACUCCCUCUACCUAUGGUGGUAAAUCUCUAGCAGAACUACUCGCUCAGCUAUCGCAAACUCGACGAAAUCUAUCUCGGACUGACCCUGUUGUACCCAGUGGCAGUACUUCAAAGAGACCUCAUGAAGAUAUGAAUUCCGAGGCAAUUCCUGUUAUCAGUGAUGAUGAUCAGCAGGUCAAACGGGUUAGAGCAUCUCUGCCUAGUAUCGAUUGUCCUGAUGUGCCAACAACUGUUGCCCCAGUGGAGGUGCCAGAGUGUAGCAAGCACGUAGAUUCAACACCUUUGAAACGUGAUGAGGUGUUCAAACCUGCUAUUGUACAGAAACCCAAAGAACCAGUAGUGAUUUUAAUCGAAGAUGAUGAUGAUACACAAGUCAAUACUCAUGUGCACAGUCCACCAGCUAAGGCUCUCGUCAAAACAUCGGAUAAGACGGAAUCAGCAGAUCGAAAUGGAUUGCCCAACAAGUCUUCGCCUCCGUCAUCUAAAUCACCACCAUCAUCGAAGCCGCCAUCGUCAUCUAAACCAUCAUCGUCAUCGAAACCAGAAUCGUCACCUAAACCGCCGUCGUCAUCUAAACCACCAUCAUCAUCCUCUACUGCUCCUACAUCUAAACCAUCGUUGCAGAAACAAAAACAACCAAGUAAAGUAGCACCCGUGACCGCAACAUUGCCUCAGGUGCCACUCGACAACACCAGUAAAGUACCUCACAAGGUCCGCAACAACGUAUUGAAUGGACUAUACGCACAAUUUUGUCGGAUCUAUGAGCCAAUCGUACGAAAACUGCCAAACGUUGCUCAUGAACAUGCUCUGGCUCAGGAAAAACUCCUCCAUCAUACAUCGACCAAGACUUCGUAUGUUGGAGCUGGAAUUUCUCUGUUGGCAAGGUUGAAGACACGACCUGUUGCUGUAGAUGAAUUGGAUAUUGGGCUAGAUGGAGAGUGGGUGGCAAGGCCUGCGGUCACAAAGGUAGACGUUGAGCGUAUCAGCCAAUACUGUGUUCCAAAGGCAAAGCUGGCUGAAAUGGGCUAUUUCAUUGAGGAGGAAACACAGAGUUCUGUCUCUCUCGACGCUUUGAAGACUCGAAAGCAAGAGUGUGACAGGUGUCGAACUGUGCAAUUCACUCCAACAACAUUUGCACCGACCAGUGCCUUGGCAACUGAGUGUAAAUAUCAUUGGGGUUACUCUUAUAAGGAUAAGCCAUCAGGGGGAGAACAGUCACGAAGACUUUAUAGCUGUUGUCAGCAGAUCGUUGGUACAGCAGGAUGCACUGAAGGCCCUCACACAUUCAAACUCAAGGCUUAUUCAGAUUUGAAUGCUUAUGUUCCAUUCCGUCGCUUGCCAACUCCACAUCAGAAGAGUAAGAGACAAGCUGUACUGGCUCUAGACUGUGAAAUGUCAUAUACUCUUGCUGGAAUGGAAGUUACUCGAAUCGUCGUGAUUAAUGCAUCAAAUGAUGUGUUACUUGAUGAGCUCGUUAAGACCAGCUACCCUGUCAUUGAUUACAACACACGCUUCUCGGGAGUUUCCUCUGUUGAAACAGCCCAAUACGACCUCAAUGGCAUAUAUGACAUGUUGAGUGAAUACGCUGAUCAAGACACGAUUCUUAUUGGGCAUGGACUUGAAAAUGAUUUGAUUGCCCUCAGAUUGAUACACACCAAGGUGGUUGAUACCGCCGCUGUGUUUCCUCAUCCAAAGGGUCUUCCGUUGCGAUACUCCCUCAGAGUGCUUGCUCGAGAAGUCUUGGGCCGACACAUUCAACAAGGAUUUGACGAACAUGAUCCAUCUGUCGAUGCUAAAACUGCUUUAGAUUUGUGCCGAGUGAGAGUCGAAAAAGGUAAUACCAUAAAGUCAAAGUAA
This is a messenger RNA of Synchytrium microbalum, 2028 nucleotides long. RefSeq lists its product as uncharacterized. The coding region runs from base 1 to 2028 and encodes 675 amino acids. The transcript has 8 exons. Gene Ontology annotation, cellular component: nucleus. Gene Ontology annotation, molecular function: nucleic acid binding; exonuclease activity. NCBI's taxonomy places the organism in Eukaryota, Fungi, Chytridiomycota, Chytridiomycetes, Synchytriales, Synchytriaceae. The record is from RefSeq and is a predicted model, not a curated record.